This is a messenger RNA of Paramisgurnus dabryanus, 2947 nucleotides long. RefSeq names its product scavenger receptor class B, member 1 (gene scarb1). Gene Ontology annotation, cellular component: cytoplasm; caveola. Gene Ontology annotation, biological process: plasma lipoprotein particle clearance; cholesterol efflux; recognition of apoptotic cell. Gene Ontology annotation, molecular function: lipid binding; low-density lipoprotein particle binding; scavenger receptor activity. NCBI's taxonomy places the organism in Eukaryota, Metazoa, Chordata, Actinopteri, Cypriniformes, Cobitidae. The record is from RefSeq and is a predicted model, not a curated record.
UUAUGGGCGGAGCCAUGAGCGCUGUGGAGCAGCCACGAGCACCGUAAACAUGGCAAUCCAAGAGCAAAACGAUUAUAAAACUCGCUCGGACUUUAACAUUGCACACAGUUAUACUGUAGUCAGUCAUAAAGUUAAGAGAGCAUUAAUAACGCGAUGACCAGAGUUUUAUGGCUUCAUUUAUUAAGCUGAAAGUUUGUUCUCCUGUUGUGGAGUCUGUAGCGCUUUGACUUCAGUGGAUUAUAGAAAGAUAUUUAUUGUGUAAAAUAUUUGCAUUUAUUUGUAAAAGCGAUUAGUUUGAACUGAAGUAAAGAUGUGUCUAUCUAAAUCUACUACAGCGAUUGUGCUUUUAGUCCUGGGAGGUUCGGCUGUGUUGUUCGGGACUGUCCUCGUGUUUGUCGGACCUAUUAUCAUAGAUGACCAAAUAGUAAAGAAUGUACAGAUUAAUCCAAAGAAUGAUCUCUCCUACACUAUGUGGAAAGACAUCCCAGUUCCCUUCUUUAUGUCGGUGUAUUUCUUCAAUGUUCUCAAUCCUGAUGAGAUCCUGAAGGGAGAGAAGCCUAUGCUGCAACAGAGGGGUCCGUACGUCUACCGUGAGCAACGCUGGAAAGACAACAUCACAUUUCACGAUAACAACACUGUGACUUAUCUUGAAUAUCGUCGGUAUUUCUUUGAGGAAAGCAUGUCUGUGGGGAAUGAGUCCGAUGUGGUCACCAUCCCCAACAUGCUUGUGCUGGGUGCGGCGGUAAUGAUGGAGAAUACGCCGUAUCCUUUUCGGGUGUUGCUCAGCACCACAUUUAAAACCUUUAAAGAGGGACCUUUCCUGACUAAACCGGUGGGAGAACUCAUGUGGGGCUACGACAGCAAGUUGGUGGAUUUCUUGAACACAAUUCUUCCCGGCAUGCUGCCGACCGGCGGGAAGUUCGGCUUGUUUGCUGAGUUUAACAACUCCAACACUGGGCAGUUCACCGUCUUCACGGGCCGUGGUGACAUCAGGAAUGUUCAUAAAGUCGAUUCUUGGAACGGUCUGAAAAUGGUAAAUUACUGGAAUACUGAAGAGUGUAAUAUGAUCAAUGGCACAGCAGGACAGAUGUGGCCUCCAUUCAUGACCACAGAGACAACACUUCCUUUCUACAGCCCUGAUGCAUGCAGGUCCAUGGAGUUGGUCUACCAAAGACCAGGUGUGUCUCAAGGCAUCCCUGUUUACCGUUAUGUGGCCCCAAAGACUCUGUUCGCCAACGGUUCAGAUUAUCCACCCAAUGAGGGCUUCUGUCCGUGCAGACAGUCGGGUCUUCUCAGCGUCAGUACCUGCAGACACAAUUCUCCCGUGUUUAUGUCUCAUCCACACUUUUUUAAUGCCGAUCCUGCACUGUUGAGCACUGUCUAUGGACUCAGUCCAAAUGAAGACGAUCACGGGCUUUUUAUUGAUAUUCACCCGGAGACUGGAGUGCCCAUGAACGUGUCCAUCCGGUUACAGCUGAAUCUGUUGAUAAAGAGCGUGCCGGGCAUCUCAGAAACGGGGGAUAUAGAGGAGGUGGUGAUGCCCAUGAUUUGGUUUGGAGAGAGCGGGUACAUUGAUGGUCCCGUCCUCAACACGUUUCGUACCAAUCUAGUUGUGCUGCCCAUGGUAAUGGAGUACAUGCAGUAUAUCUUCAUUGCUCUCGGACUCGCUCUUAUUCUGGCAGCCGCAGUGUUAUUCUUCAUAGAUAAGGUGUAUGGAGUGCACAAACAAACACUCUUGACUUCAUCAUCACAUCUUCUGCACUGAUCUGUCCUUCAUAAUGCAUCAGAACGUGUACAAUAAAAAGUAAGAAGAUGUGCGUCCAGUCCUGCACAGAUGUGGAUUCAGACAGCGAGAAGUCUCCUUUAUUACAGAACGCAGAAACAUAAGGCAGCCGUCUACAUUUAUAAUAAACCCACUGCCUUCCAAUCCCCUGGGCAAUUCAUGUUUAUUUUAUUAAGUGUCAGGGUUGAUGGGAAAUGGACACAAACCUGUAAAGACUUCUGUAGCUGCCACAAUAAAUGGGGAUUUGAACUCUUAUACGGGAUGUUUGUACUGUGGUAUGGUGCUUGAUGUCAGAUUAUUGUUUUUAUGUGUUUUUAUUUUAUCUACUUGAAAUGAAAUACUUUAUACUCAUACCAGACAUGGUUUGAAAUGGUGCGUUUAUAGAAAACAUUUAUAAAGAAAAGCACUCCAGUGAAACGAGUCAAAAACCAGGACAUUAGAGACAAAUUUAACCUUGAUCCUGAAAAUAAGGAAGUGAAAAUAACGUGUCAUAAAAUCCUUAGAAUGCAGAAAAAAUGCUGACUUGAUGGACAUUUCUCAAUGUGUGAUAACAUCCGCCAUAUCUCUGUCCAAUGUGUUAAAAUUCUGUUUGUGAAGACAAUCGGGUGUAAUGCGUGUGUGCAGUAUACUUGAAUAUUUGUGCCACGUUAAUGUUUAAGAAAUGACAUAUUUAAGUGUUAAAGUGUAUUCAUAUGAGCUUCACUGUUAAAGGGAUAGUUCACCCAAAAAUGAAAAUUAUGUCAUUUUCUUAUUCUCAUUAAGAAUAAGAAUUUCUCGUUUUCUGAUAAUCACAAAAGAUGAUAUUUUGAUACAUAUAAAUGAUAGCAAGCACACAUUUUUUUAUAUCACAAUAAUUCCAUAAUAUUUGUUUUCUUACUUUGGAAGUCAAUGGUUACAAUCAGCUUUGUGCUUUUUUGUGUUUAUCAAAACAGAAGUAAAUGAUAAAAUAAUUUUACAGUUUUUGGGUGAACUAUACCUUUAAGCCAAUCAAAGCCAAAUUUAAUUUAAGCAACCUUGGUUCUCAUGUAAGUUUAUGAACUAAUAUAAAACAUAAGUUCAUUGCUGAAUAUUUUGGGUGUAUAUAUAAAACGAGUUCUCUAUUGUCAUUCUCUAUAACUUUCUGUUCAACUGCAGAUACAAUAAACUCCACGUUUUUGUUCAUAA